Schizophyllum commune H4-8 is the source of this 480-nucleotide messenger RNA. RefSeq lists its product as uncharacterized. The record is from RefSeq and is a predicted model, not a curated record. NCBI's taxonomy places the organism in Eukaryota, Fungi, Basidiomycota, Agaricomycetes, Agaricales, Schizophyllaceae. The coding region runs from base 1 to 480 and encodes 159 amino acids. The transcript is spliced from 4 exons.
AUGCUCGUUCUGCUCAACCGCAAGCGGACGGCGUACGACCGAACGAACAGGAUUAUUGCGACGCUGAAGACAUAUGUCCUCCAAAGUUUGGAUCACGCUACCGCACACGCUCACCUACUCGCCGUUCUACUUCCUGCUCAUCCGCCGUACGUUGGUCAUGGCCAUAUCUCGCUGUUUAUCUUGCUGACCGGCUGUCGUCAUACGGUAUCCUUGUACCUCGGACCACCAGUAUACCUAUGCUCCUUCUUGUCGAUACUCAACACCCGGAACCAUCUCCGCUCGACGAUGGACGCGCAGGAUGCCGUAGCCUUUUCGAACCUCGAUGCUUCGAGCUCGGGAUCGCCAACCUCGAAACCAUCCGACUUCGUGCUGAGUGCGAAUGGGGAAAGCACCACCGGAGGCGUGCUUCGGGAAAUGCGCUCGUACCAUACUGAGGACAAGCAGCCAGCGAGCGCUUUCGAAGGGCAUACAGAUCCGUGA